GGGGGGGGGAUGAGCGGGUCGGGGUCGAGGUCGGCGUGGGGGGACGACGCUGGGGCCGCCGACCUGCGGUGCAGCCUGGCCUGGGCCGCCGCGCAGUCCUUCCGCCGACACUCCGCGCUGCGGCCCUGCCCUCCGGGAUACGGACCCCGGGGACACGAGGACUUCGACGCCCUGCUUGCGGAUAUCAACCAGUUGCCAAACCUGAAGGAACUCCAGCAGUCUGGAACGGACAGAGAUCAAAGAGUAUGGAAUCUUCUCAGCUGGAUCUUAUCCUCAAAGGUCUUUACCAUCCAGAGUUCAAGGAAAACAGAGUUCUCCAAGAUCCAGGAGCUGACCGGAAUCUCAGGAACCACGGUGCCACCCCCCGACUUCCUGUUCGAAGUCGUGUACUCCGAGCCCAUGAACGCCAAGUUCAACGAGACCAGGGGCGACAGGGACCUGAUCUACGCCUUCCACGGCAGCCGCCUCGAGAACUUCCACUCGAUCCUCCACAAUGGCCUGCACUGCCAUUUGAAUAAGACGUCCUUGUUCGGUGAAGGGAUCUACCUCACCAGUGACUUAAGCCUGGCUCUCCUUUACAGUCCUCAUGGUGCCGGCUGGCCGCACAGUCUGCUGGGCCCACGCCUCAGCUGCGUGGCCGUCUGCGAGAUCGUGGACCACCCGGACGUCAAGUGCCAGGCUAAGAAGAAAAAUUCCGAAGAAAUGGACCGAAAAAGAGCAAGAAUCAAGAACAGCGAGGGGGGAGAGGUGCCGCCCAAGUACUUUGUGGUCACCAACAAUCAGCUUUUGCGGGUCAGAUACCUGCUCGUUUAUUCGCAGAAGCAGUGCAAGAGGUUGGCCGGUUGGCCCUCCUGGCUGUCCAGCCACCCCUUCGCCCUGCUGAUGGGCACCUACCUGCUGCUGCUGAUCGCCGUCGGCAUCGCCAACUCCCCCACCUUCUCCUACUACUGGAACCGGGCGUUUGCAACCCAGAGAUGAAGACCCCGGGCCGGGGGGGGUCGCCCUCUGCCUGACUGAAAUCAGAGCUCUUCGUUACCUCUCCCUCUAAUCACCCCUGCGGCCGGGGGUCUCCGGGCAGGGGGCGCGCCCCCACCCGCCCCCGGAGAGUCACACGGGGACGAGGCACCGGCCAGCGGCGGGGGAAGGGAGAGCCCCCAGAGACAAAGCGUCCGAGCUGACGGGGGACCCUCCUUUACCAGACUGCCUGGACGUGAGACUCUCACCCGGAAGCCCGCCGGGAGAGCGACGGUCCCCAUUCCCCCCCUCCGGCUCCAACGCGGCCCGACGGUGACGCCAGAAAGCCCCACGGGCGUCUCCU
Messenger RNA from Ornithorhynchus anatinus (platypus), 1318 nucleotides. RefSeq names its product poly(ADP-ribose) polymerase family member 16 (gene PARP16). Gene Ontology annotation, biological process: endoplasmic reticulum unfolded protein response. Lineage: Eukaryota; Metazoa; Chordata; Mammalia; Monotremata; Ornithorhynchidae. Gene Ontology annotation, cellular component: endoplasmic reticulum tubular network; intracellular anatomical structure; nuclear envelope. The coding region runs from base 10 to 978 and encodes 322 amino acids. The transcript has 6 exons. The record is from RefSeq and is a predicted model, not a curated record. Gene Ontology annotation, molecular function: kinase binding; NAD+ poly-ADP-ribosyltransferase activity; protein serine/threonine kinase activator activity.